AUGGCCACAGUGGUCCGGUCGCAGACACCGCUGCAGGACCCUUACGGCGCCAUCUCACAGCCCGCAAAUCCCAUAUUCUCAGGUCAGGGCUAUGGAUCGCGGUCCGCCUCUAGACCGAACUCCUUUAUAGCCUCCAACUCCGGCUACAACUUUGCUUCUGGGGCUGUUACCGAGCCCUCGGUCUCUCAUAACGGUCGAUUCCAUGAGGAGUUCGAUGUCGCCAGCCAACGUGGUUCCGUCGCUUUCGAGGGCCCAUCAUCCGCCGCCGUACAGCGCUCCGCAUCUCAGAUGUCCAACUCCCGUUCUGCGACACCCACGCGAUCCGGGACUUUGAAAAAGAAGUCCUCCCUUAGCAAGAGAGGCAGCGACAAGGAGAAGUAUAGCGUCGACGGCGCCGAAGAUCACAAUAGCGCGUUCUACAUCCCUGUUCCUACGAAUGGGAACCCGACGGAAGUUUUAGCAGAUCGCUUUCAAGCUUGGCGUAAGGUCCUAAAGGAUCUCAUUGUGUUCUUCAAAGAACUCCAGAAAUCCUACGAAACUCGAUCCAAACUAUUCAUGUCGGCAUCAACUGUUAUCAACAAUACAGCGUUGCCCCCCACCUUUCUCAAAUCCGGCGGCCUGGCAGAUGCGACCGAUAUUCUGCGGAAUUUCCAUAAACAGGCGUAUCAAGAAGCGAGCAAGGCUGCUGAGGUAGAAAACGAGUUGGUCGCUCAGCUAAUGGGACUCCGAAACGACCUUCAAAAGAAAACCAAGGAGAUCAGGAGUCUUUCGGGCGAUUUUCGAAACUCGAUUGAUAAGGAAGUUGACGCCACACGCAAAUCCGUCCGCCAUUUGCACGAAGCCCUAGGCCUGGUCGACACGGAUUCCGCAGCCACAGCGGGAAAGGGAGACCCGUUUAUCAUCCGUUUGGGUGUCGACAAGCAGAUUGAAAAGCAGAUCGAAGAAGAAAACUAUUUGCACAGAGCGUUUUUGAACUUGGAAAACUCUGGUCGCGAAUUGGAAUCCAUCGUGGUUAGCGAAAUUCAGAAGGCAUACAAAACUUACGCCAACAUCCUUACACGGGAAGCCGACGAGGCGUACGAUGCCGCGGAGAAGCUUCGGGCAGGGCCCAUCUCGAUGCCACACGACCACGAAUGGAACUCGUUCAUCGCAGAGACCGACGAGUUAGUCGAUCCACGAGUCCCCCUUCGGGACGUGGAGAAUAUCUCCUACCCUGGUAAAGACCAUCCGGCCGCUGCAGAGGUCAGAUCCGGUAUGCUCGAACGUAAGAGCAAAUAUCUCAAGAGCUACACGCCUGGCUGGUAUGUUUUGUCUCCGACUCAUCUUCACGAGUUCAAGUCCGCCGAUCGAGUGGCCUGGCAGACACCAGUGAUGUCGCUGUAUCUCCCGGAGCAAAAGCUUGGUUCGCAUUCGCAGCCGGACUCCUCAUCUCACAAGUUCAUGUUGAAAGGGCGGCAAACGGGGACGAUGCACCGGGGACACUCAUGGGUCUUCCGUGCCGAGUCGCACGAGACGAUGAAGGCGUGGUACGAAGACGUCGAAAGCCUAAUCUCCAAGACCGGUGAAGCAAGGAAUGCAUUUGUCAGGAAACAUGUGCGCACUGUAAGUGGUGCAAGUUUCGGUCGGACGUCUACCAGCAGUGAUAGGGUUAUGGAUGAGGAUGAAGCAGAUCGCACGCCCUACUCGGCAGGAUCAGUGGUUUUAAACCAAGACGCCCGGCAUCUCAACCGCGCCCCACUGUCGCCAUCAAGUGGAGAGAGCUCCGGCGAGAGAGAUCUGUUGGCCGCCGUCGGAUCGCUCCCUGACGCUAAAUCCCCUCUCCAAGGCACACGUCGCUCCAUAUCUGAACGUGAUAUGGAUAUAGACCAGGUGCAGCCUUCAAGCCAGGCGGGUGAAAUCACGCGCCAACCUUUUGAGAGACACGACAGCUAUUAUGGCGGCUGGAUGAACACGGCCGACCAUCAGAAACAAGUGCAGGCUCAGCAAAUCUAUGAUAACACUCAGGAUACCGCUGGAUUUGAGAGAGGGAAUAUGGCUCCCAACUUGAUUGCAGGAUUGAGGGCAACCAAUUCUCGUGAAAGCUCUCUGUCACGACAGAGAAAUCGGGGGGAAAGCACCUCGACUGCGCCUACCACUACAAAUGUGACAGAUCACACUCUCAACACUGUCCCAACCUCGAUAGAUGAGAGGCCAGAAUCGAUAUCACACGGACCCGAUGAGCCUAUGACUGACAGCUGGAACAAAGGACAAGGGCCACCCUCUGUCCGUACAGCUUCAUCAACCACGGCAGUGCCCAUCAACACUCCUAGUCCGGGUAUCCCCCACUCGAACGAGGGCAUGAAGCGUCCCCCCGCUGCGACCAAGAACAGCGUAUCCACCCUCGACCUCAAGAUUCCAGGUCACUACCCACCAGCCAACGUCCCCGCAUAG
Messenger RNA from Aspergillus nomiae NRRL 13137, 2430 nucleotides. RefSeq names its product SLM1 family PH domain-containing protein. The record is from RefSeq and is a predicted model, not a curated record. The coding region runs from base 1 to 2430 and encodes 809 amino acids. NCBI's taxonomy places the organism in Eukaryota, Fungi, Ascomycota, Eurotiomycetes, Eurotiales, Aspergillaceae. The transcript has 6 exons.